Messenger RNA from Helianthus annuus (common sunflower), 864 nucleotides. RefSeq lists its product as uncharacterized. The coding region runs from base 1 to 864 and encodes 287 amino acids. NCBI's taxonomy places the organism in Eukaryota, Viridiplantae, Streptophyta, Magnoliopsida, Asterales, Asteraceae. The transcript has a single exon. The record is from RefSeq and is a predicted model, not a curated record.
AUGGGAGCACUUCCGAAUUACUACAUGUCAAUGUUUCUAGCACCAAAGAAAGUUAUCCAAAAGCUAGAAGCAAUUCGGAGGAAUUUUGUUUGGGGAUCGAAAGUAGGCAAAAAUAAGAUUUGUUGGAUUGCAUGGAAAACAAUGGUUAGACCUAGAGAAUACGGCGGUUUCGGGAUAGGGGAUUUGAGAAACACGAAUCUAGCACUAUUAGUAAAGUGGGCUUGGAAAUACAAAACAAACCAGGAAGCAUUAUGGGCAAAAGUCGUAACAGCAAUACACGAAAAUAAAAGGCACCACAAAUAUAUUCCAGUAAACAAAAGGUUUACCGGAAUAUGGAAAGAUAUAACAGGCUCCUACAACGAACUCAGCAAAAAAAGUAUAAACUUGAAGGAAAGAUUGGUGGCGAAAAUAGGAGAUGGGAAAAAGAUCAAACUAUGGCUGGACAAUUGGGCAGGUGAGUUACCACUUAGAGACCGAUACCCUGAAUUAUAUAAGAUCGCAAAAAACAAGCAAGAAACUGUGGCGAAACAUGGAACAAAGGUAGGAAACGAAACUCAUUGGAACAUCGAGUGGAGAAGACCACCAAAUAACGAUGAAGAAUGGAGGCAAUGGUCGGGUAUGUGGAACGAGUUAAAUAAAACAAAAAUUGAUAUUGCAGCGGACCGAUGGGGAUGGAAGAGCGAUAAAUGGGAGACGUUCUCAGUAGCAGCGGUCAAAAGGCUGAUCGACAAACAACUCAUAACUGAACCAGAAGAACAGUGGAAUCAUUGGAACACAUGGGCGCCGGCAAAGAUAAACUACUUCACGUGGAGGGCAGCCAUCGGAAAAAUAGCGGUAAAAGAAGAACUAAAAAAAGAGGUAUAA